Aspergillus wentii DTO 134E9 is the source of this 4968-nucleotide messenger RNA. Its product is annotated as putative ABC bile acid transporter. The transcript has 2 exons. Gene Ontology annotation, cellular component: fungal-type vacuole; fungal-type vacuole membrane. Bases 1 to 4968 code for a protein of 1655 amino acids. Gene Ontology annotation, biological process: transmembrane transport. NCBI's taxonomy places the organism in Eukaryota, Fungi, Ascomycota, Eurotiomycetes, Eurotiales, Aspergillaceae. Gene Ontology annotation, molecular function: ABC-type peptide transporter activity; ATP hydrolysis activity; ATP binding. The record is from RefSeq and is a predicted model, not a curated record.
AUGACGUUGCAAUGUUCUGGCUCUGUUUGGGCCAUCGAUGAUUUUUCUCAUUGCUUCCAGCGCAAAUAUCUGGAAUUCCUCUUUCCACUAACAGUAUGCGGACUUUCCCUCCUGUUCAUCGUGCUUCGCAUCUCGUACCGUUACGUUAUUUCUCGAAAUGGAGUUUCCUACAAGGUUUUGGUGGAUAAUGAAAUGGAAAGUGAUGUGCGCAAUGAUCCUGCUGAACCGGAGGAGUCGGAUCCCAUGCUUUCCAAAGCAAUGCAGGCCGAACAACCUCAUUUCGAAGUAGACCGACCCCGAGGUGAACUCACCCUUCUCGUACUUGAGAUAGCUGCGCUGGCAGGAGAAGUGGCCGUAUUCGCUACCAUUUUGUGUACGGGUGUGUGGGGUCGUCAUGGCACCCUUCCUGCUGUGGGCAAGCUGGUCUCUUGGGGAUAUAUCUUGUUUCUGGCCUUGGUUAGGUUGCUUCUUUCAGUUCUGGAUCUUCAUUCGCUCCCCAGGCUUUGGAAUCAUACUGCUGCCUUGUAUGGAUUUCAGUGGCUUUUCGCUGUUGGUACUUUCCGAUCGGCGAUUAUUUACCCACUAUCGAAGCGUGCUCUUAUCUUUAGCAUUGUUGAAUUUACCUUGUCUACUUUGCUGUUGAUAAUCGCCAUUACCACUCGCAGAGGAAACAAAGCGGUGUUGCUCGAACGCGAAGAGGGCCUGGAACCCCCAAAGGACCAGACUGCCAGUCUGUUUUCCCUGGCCACCUUUUCUUGGUUAGACCCUCUCAUCCUCAAGGGCUACAGACAGCCCUUGGAAGCCGAGGAUGUUUGGAAUGUGACCACUUCUCAUAAAGCUUCCAAUGUCAUAAAUGAUUUCCGUCGAAGUCAGCCAAAGGGCACUUUGUUGUGGAAGCUUACAAAGUAUUUUUGUGGUCCAAUCUUGCUGCAGGGUGCAUGGACUGCUUUCUCCAAUCUUUUCACAUUCAUACCGACACUCCUUAUCAGAGCAAUCCUGCAGUUCGUGGAAGAUCCAAGGUCGACCACGCCAAACGCUGCUUGGCUCUUUGCCAUCUUGCUCGUUUGUUCGGGCGUAAUUCAAGGAACUGCUGAUGGACAGGCCCUUUGGAUUGGCCGAAAGGUUGGCGUCAAACUUCGAGCUAUUAUCAUCGGUGAGAUUUACGCCAAGGCAUUGAGACGCAAGGCCGGUUCGUUUGUUGAAUCUACUGGAGAGAAGACUGAGGACUCGACCAAAAAGGACAAGACGAAGAAGGGUCUGUUCUCUUUUGGUCGUAACAACAAGGCGGCAGCCAAGGCGGGUAACGAUUCUGGAAACAAAAAUGAUCCCGAGGAAACCGAGCCAGCCCAAGCUAACAUCGGAAACAUCAUCAAUUUGAUGGCGAUUGACUCCUUCAAGGUCAGUGAAGUGGGCGCCUACCUUCAUUUCCUGUGGGUCAGUGUGCCAGUGAACGUCAUCAUCGCUGUCACACUCUUGUAUCGGAUUCUCGGAUUUAGCUCGUUCGCUGGUAUCGCUUUGAUGGUUUUGAUGCUGCCCGUGAACCUUUUGAUCGCCAAACAGUUCACCUCUGUGCAGAAUCGCAUUCUAAAAUGCACUGACGCUCGAAUUCAUGCUACAAAUGAAAUCCUUCAAAACAUUCGGAUCAUCAAGUACUUUGCCUGGGAAGCGCGAUUCGAAGACAUCGUGAAUGAGAAACGAAGAGAAGAAUUAAAGGCCUUGCGUUUCCGUUACGUCAUUUGGUCUAGUGCUGCAACAAUUUGGUAUGGAACGCCGAUUCUCAUCACCUUCACUUCCUUCUUUCUCUAUACGAUCGUCGAGAAGAAGCCCCUGACUCCAUCUGUUGCAUUCCCUGCGCUGUCUAUGUUUUCGUUGCUGCGGGUUCCUCUUGACCAGCUAGCGGACAUGGUUGCUCACGUCCAGGAAUCUAAGGUCUCCCUGGAUCGAGUACAGAAAUACCUGGAUGAGGAGGAGACGGGCAAGUACACCCAGCUCAGCGAUAGCAUCGACUCUGAAGAACCUCCCAGGAUCGGUCUGGACAAAGCUACGCUCACUUGGGGUAUCUCGAAACGACGUAACCAGGAUGAUGUCUCUGAUGAUAGCACAGGAGGCUUCCGUUUGAUAAACAUGGACUUGUCAUUCCGUAUUGGAAAGCUCAAUAUCAUUGCUGGAUCAACAGGAUCUGGUAAGACAUCACUUCUGAUGGCACUAUUGGGAGAGAUGGAGCUGUUGGAAGGCAGAGUUCACCUGCCUGGUGGAUCGGCCAACCGAGUCGAACUCCCCGUUGAUCCCCAGACCGGUCUCAUCAACAGUGUGGCUUAUUGCGCGCAGGAGGCAUGGCUUCUCAAUGCUACCGUCCAGGAAAAUAUCGUCUUCGCUUCUCCCUUUGACCAACGUCGCUACAGGGCCGUGAUCAAGGCAUGUGCUUUGGAACGUGAUCUUGCCAUUCUCGAUGCGGGCGAUCGGACACUCGUUGGCGAGAAGGGCAUCAGUCUUUCCGGUGGCCAGAAACAGAGAAUAUCACUUGCCCGCGCCGUUUAUAGCAAAGCCCAACAUCUGCUGCUCGACGAUUGUCUUAGUGCUGUUGAUUCGCACACUGCAAAGCACAUUUUCCGAGAGGCGCUCACCGGGCCUUUGAUGAUGAACAGAACUUGUAUCCUUGUUACUCAUAAUAUUGCUCUGACAGUACCACAAGCGGAAUACGUUGUUGUCCUCGACAAUGGCAAAAUUGCAUCACAAGGCCAUCCGGAUGCCGUCGCUGCUUCAGGUGUUUUGGGUGAACAGUUGUUCAAAUCACGGCCGACUUCUAGAGCAAGCUCUCAACGCCGUAUGCAAUCCGACCUGGGGGAUGAGCAUGUGGAUGAGGAGCCACAUGCCAAUGGCUCCACUGGGAAGGAUCAAACAGAAGAGCCUGUCAAGACCAAAUUAGCAGAGUCGAAAGGCGUUGGCAGCAUCAAAGCAGCCACUAUCAAGAUGUACCUCCUCUCCAUGGGUCCGUGGUAUUAUUGGAUUGCAGCUGUAAUCGUUUUCUGCUUGCAGCAACUCGGUUCUGUGUCAACCAAUGUUUGGAUUAGACAAUGGGCGAACGCUUACAAUACCGAAAAGAUCAACACAGAUGAUGCUGGCAUGUACGCUGCUAUGUCGAAUCUCAAACUUCCAUCCUCGAACGUUGGUGCUGUUUCGCGGACAUCCACCCUGAACGCCCAUCAACUCGAUACGCAUUCUGCCGUUGACCCUCAUGCCGAUGUCCCCGUCUCCUACUACCUUGGAGUUUACGCAUUACUUGGAGGUCUCUUCGUCUUGAUUUCCCUGCUAAGAGAAGCUGUUCUUUUCUGGGGCUCUCUUCAUGCUUCUUUCAAGAUACAUAAGCGACUCUUGAAAAAUAUCAUGCACGCCAAAUUCAGAUUUUUCGACUCGACUCCGUUGGGUCAACUUAUGAAUAGAUUUUCGAAAGACGUUGAAGCUGUUGAUCAAGAAGUUGCCCCGGAGGCUAUUGGCAUGCUUCACAGUCUUGGGUCCGUCAUCAUGGUAGUGAUCCUUAUAUCCAUAAUCACUCCGCAAUUUUUGUUCGCCGCCGUUUUCAUUACCAUAGUGUACUCUGCUCUAGGUGCUAUCUACUUGAAUGCAUCUCGCGAUCUUAAGAGGCUGGAGUCUAUUGGGAGGAGCCCUCUGUACCAGCAAUUCGGCGAGACGCUGAAUGGUAUUGUGACUAUCCGUGCCUUUGGUGACGGCCCGCGGUUUAUUAUCGACAACCAUCGCCGCAUCAACUCCUAUAACAGACCGCACAUUUACCUCUGGGCCAGUAACCGUUGGCUCGCACUCCGCAUCGAUUACACGGGUGCUUUGGUUUCUUUCUUCGCAGCUGCUUUUGUGCUCCUUAACAUUGGAAAAAUUGACGCUGGUGCUGCUGGUCUUUCGUUGACUUAUGCGGUCACUUUCAAUGAGAACGUUCUCUGGCUUGUCCGACUUUAUGGCUCAGUCCAACAAAGCAUGAACUCUGUUGAGAGAGUGAGCGAGUACCUGGAGGUUGAGCAGGAAGCCAAUGCAGUCAUUCCCGAGUCGAGACCCGCAGCAGACUGGCCUAACAAAGGUGCGGUUGAAUUUGUCGACUACACCACCCGUUACAGGCCUGAUCUCGGUCCUGUCUUGAAGAAUGUCUCUUUCUCUGUACAGCCGGGUGAGAAGGUCGGCAUUGUUGGUCGUACGGGCGCCGGUAAAAGUUCUCUUGCACUUGCGCUCUUCCGUGGACUGGAGGCGGAAACAGGAAAGGUCAUAAUCGAUGAUGUGCCAAUUGGAGCUAUCGGACUGCGCGACCUACGAGAGAAGAUCACCAUUGUUCCUCAGGAUCCUACGCUUUUUACGGGAACCAUCAGAAGUAACCUUGAUCCCUUUGACCUAUUCACCGAUGAGGAGAUUUUCACAGCUCUGCGUCGGGUGCAUUUGAUAGGCGCUGGUACAUCUGGAACAAACACGCCUGUGACAACUACUACCUUUUCUGCCACCGAGCCAUCUAACGGCGUCAAUGGAAAUGUCAUCACUGUUGCAGACAACAAGAACGUCUUCCGUAACCUGGACACAGCGAUAUCCGAGUCUGGCUCUAACCUUUCACAGGGUCAGCGCCAACUGCUCUGUUUGGCACGUGCUCUCCUCAAGAACCCUAGGGUUCUGAUGAUGGACGAAGCUACAGCCUCCAUCGACUACUCGACUGACUCCAAGAUUCAAGAGACACUACGAGAGUUGCGGGAUAACACAAUCAUCACUAUUGCACACCGCCUGCAAACGAUUAUCGACUAUGACAAGGUCCUGGUUCUCGACCAUGGCCGAGUCAUUGAGUACGACCACCCUUGGACACUGAUCAACAAGGAAGAUGGUCUCUUCCGGGGCAUGUGUGAGAACAGCGGUAACAUGGAUGGCCUUCUCGACGGAGCCAAGAAGGCAUGGGACCAAAAGCGUCUUGUUGAUGAUUCAUAG